AUGACCUCGACUGAGAAGCCCCGCGAAAGCAGUCAGACACGAGCUAUUAGGCACGGUCUUACUGGUCACGAUGACCCGUCUCGACAAGCUGGCGUGGUCGACGAGACGACAGCAGCCUCCGCGACCGAGGCCGCGCAUUUCCGCGAAGACUCAACGUUCACGAGAACAACAAGUGGCGACUCCGCUGCGAACAAUCACGAGGCCGGCCACCGUGCCGUAGGCGGAAAUCGCUUCCUCCGCGACCCCCUCGGGCUCUCCAUGUCUGGUUCGACUCGUUCGCCGUCGCAAAGCCCCUUCCGACUCACCAUGCCGACCAUUUCGCCGGGUCAGCUCGCCUUUUCGGCGAUGCAAUACCUGCCUGUACCUACACUAGUCCUCAAUAAUCUGAAAACGGUCGUCUUAGCGAACGAGGCGAUGGGGAGGAUGAUGGGCAUCAUCAACGACGAGACCGACCAAGACGAUGCGACGGCUACAAUCGAGAAGCUGAGAGGACAGACACUAUCACAAGUCGGCAUCGACAUGCUGCAGGACGGGCGACCAGUGUGGAUUACUUGGGAAGCCUUCCUCGACUCGCUAGUCGAGGAUGUAGGGGUCCGGCCUCCAGCGACAGAUGGCACGGCGCGAGAUGCUCGAGGCGACGCGACACCCACGGUCGGAUCGCUGGGCCACAUGGGCGGGCGGACUAAACAAGACGCUGUCGUCGAGGUGGUUGUCAGCCGCAAGGACCUGACCAAAACAACAUUCGACAGCCGGUACAAGUCCAAGGAAUCAGAGUAUCAGGCAUUCGCCAAGAUGAUUGUGACAAUAUGGGAAGUGGAAGAGCGGCAAACGUACUUCACCCUGACCUUCACCAACACGCAAUCCACGCCCUCGGCGCCCAGCAACCUACGCAAGUCCAUCGCGCGACCCAGUCUGUUGGAGGCUGCCGAUCGCAAGUCUAUCGCCUACUCGAACCCGUCGUCGGUUGCCUCGAGUCGAGACUCCAGCUCCCCCUCGUUCCACAGCCCCGGCAUCGUCACCAUGUCUUCGAGCCCGUUUCCACCCAUGGGGCCCCCGUCCGUUGCGGCCCACGCGAGCACGCCGUCUCUCCUACAAAAGAUCAUCUUGAUGAAGGACGCCCUCCUAGACAAUACCCAAAUGCCGAUCUUGGUCAUGUGGAAGGAUGGCAGCGUGACCUUCCCUAAUAAGGCUGCGAGGAUGUUGCUUCCGAUAGACGCAGAUCUGGAUAUGACAAAUGAUGGGUUUGAGCUCAUCAGGCUUUGGCAGCUGUGGACUGACGACUUCAGCCGUCAGCUGGACGUCGCAGAAUACCCGAUGUCCAUCCUCCUCAAGACAGAGUCGCCAUUCACCAGCAUCCGCGUUGGAAUGUACGACAGAGAGGGAAACCGAAUCGUUUAUGACGUUCUGGGCGAGGCGAUCCGCGACGAUGCUACGGGAGAGUUCCUCGCCGGUGUCGUGACAGGGCGAGACGUUACAGUGAUGACGGAAGAAAUCGAGCAGAUUAAGGAGCGUGACGACGAACGAUUCAAGCUCAUCUGCGACACAAUGCCGCAACUGGUGUGGACUGCGACCCCCGACGGCUUGCACGACUUCUUCAAUACGCGAUGGUACACAUAUACAGGACUGAAGCCGGAGGACUGUUUGGGGCACAUGUGGCAAAGCCCUUUUCACCCAGACGACAUUCCAGAGGCGCUCACUCGGUGGAACCACUCUCUCAGAACGGGUGAGCCGUAUCAGGUAGAAUACCGGUGUCGCAACAAAUCGGGCGAGUGGAGAUGGUUCCUGGGCCGUGCUCUCGCAGUCCGAAGUAAAGAGACGGGAGAAAUCGAGAAAUGGUUCGGAACGUGCACCGAUGUCCACGAGAGUAUGGAGACAAAGUUCACCGCGAAACGCACUCGACAGCAAUUACUGAGCGUCAUUGCUCACUCGCAUGUCACCAUCUUCACCGUGGACCCGAAUCGCAACGUGACAAUGCUCGAAGGCGCUUUAAUAUGGAACAACACCUACGAAGAAAACCACGACGGUAGUGGGUGGUUUAUUGGCAAGAACAUGUAUACUGUGUUCAACCGCUUGACCCAGCAAUUGGCGGAAGGGGAGCGGCCAGAGUUCUUGCGGCCUAUCGAGGACAUACUCGAUGGCAAAUCGAAGGAGGAUGUGAAGGAACAUGCGAUCGACGAGCGCUUUUACCGGACUCGGUUCCUCCCCAUGUAUGGCAAGCGGGCGCACGACGGCAAGCCGACUAAUGAAAGCUGCAUCGAAGGCGUUAUUGGUGUCAUUUUCGAUGUUACGGAGCUCAAGGAGAGGGAAGAGGCAAUUCGAGAACAAUCCCGAGAGAAGCGCCGCGCCAUGGCCAGCGAGGCAGCUGCCAAAGAGGCAAACCGGCUGAAGAGCCAGUUUCUGGCGAACAUGUCCCACGAGAUCCGCACCCCCAUCACUGGUGUACUAGGGAUGGCGGAGCUGCUGGGCGACAUGGACCUGGACGAGGAACAGCGCGAUUACGUCGAUAAUAUUCAGAGUUCGGCGACGUCGCUUCUGACAGUCAUCAACGAUAUCCUCGACUUCUCCAAGGUCGAGUCGGGGCGUCUCGACGUCGAGGAGGUCCAGUUCUCCCUUUCACUCAUUGUUAAAGAAGUCGGCAAGAUGUUGCAAUUCGCCGUGGAACGCAAGAAUCUCAGCUUCGAGUCCGAUAUUGACGGCGACAUCGAAAAAGACCUAGUCGUCAUCGGCGAUCCCGGACGGGUACGACAGAUCAUCACGAACCUAUUGACGAAUAGCAUCAAGUUCACGAAUCAAGGCUAUGUACGCUUUUCGGUGGUGAAGGAGAAAGAGACGGGGGACUCGAUCGACAUCAAGUUCGUAAUUGAGGACACAGGUAUCGGGAUCCAGGAAGACGUGCGGAAGAGACUCUUCCAACCGUUCAGUCAAGGCGAUGCGUCUACCGCGAGGCGUUUCGGCGGAACGGGGCUGGGCCUCACCAUCUGCAAGAAUUUGUUGGACCUGAUGCACGGUCGUAUCACAUUGGAAUCGACGGUGGGAACGGGCACGACUGUUACGUUUUGGAUACCGUUCAGCAAACCACAUGGCCAGCAAGACUCGAGCCUGGCUCAGUCUGGAGCGAUUCCUGAUCGGCUGCAGUCGGAAUUGAGCUUGUCGUGCAACAGCUCCGAGUACGAACAGGUCGCGGGAGCCGCCACAGGGCCAGACGGGUCAUCCGUUUCGUCAGUCCCUCGCCGACGCCUUUCUGUACGGACACCACCUGGUAUCGAACGGGAGCUUCCUCGGGCGGAGCGUGCCAAGAUGCAUGUGUUGGUCGUGGAGGACAAUCCGGUAAACCAGAAAAUCGCCAUCAAAACCAUCGGCAAGCUCGGGUUCCAGGUGACGGCAGCCUGGAAUGGUAAAGAGGCUCUAAACUAUCUGAUGGACGCCAGCAAGGGGAACAAGACCAAACCCGACAUCAUCCUCAUGGAUGUGCAGAUGCCCAUCAUUGACGGCUACAAGUGCACACACCUAUUGCGGCACCACCUGCCGUACAAGACCAUCCUGCACGAUGUGCCUAUAGUGGCAAUGACAGCCUCCGCGAUCCAUGGGGACCGGGAAAAGUGCAAGCGGGCCGGCAUGGACGAUUAUCUAGCCAAGCCUGUCACCAUGACGAUCCUCGAGAAGAUGCUGAUCAGAUGGGGCACGUCGAAGCGUCGUAUCCCGCACCCCGCAGACACCAUCGCAUCGGACUGCUCCGAGAUGAGCGAGCAUUGCGACAACGCCGACAUCCCGCACAUAGGGCUCGAGAACGAGAACCUGUCGGCAACGGACCGCGAGGCAGACGACUUCAACAACAGCCCCAUCACGCCCCGACCGCUGACGACCAACGGCCAGCACGAGCUCUCGCCGUUCGACUCGCCGAUGGCGGCGGAGCUCGCCCCCCAGAUCAGGCGCCAGGAGGGCGAAAAGGAGCUCUCGACGAUGCUCCAGGAGACCAAGAUGAUUGACGCGGCCGGCGGGCCGCUCAACAUGAGGAGCAGCUCGUUCCAGGAAGCCAGCCCCGGCGAGGCCCUCACGGAGGAAAACAUGAGCAGGCUCGCGAACGAGACGAGCAACACCAACGUGGCGCAGACGCCCACCACGUAG
Messenger RNA from Purpureocillium lilacinum, 4125 nucleotides. RefSeq lists its product as uncharacterized. Gene Ontology annotation, molecular function: protein binding; phosphorelay sensor kinase activity; histidine phosphotransfer kinase activity. Gene Ontology annotation, biological process: protein autophosphorylation; phosphorelay signal transduction system. The record is from RefSeq and is a predicted model, not a curated record. Lineage: Eukaryota; Fungi; Ascomycota; Sordariomycetes; Hypocreales; Ophiocordycipitaceae. Gene Ontology annotation, cellular component: plasma membrane.